AUGUACGUCAUAGAGCCGACACCGGCCGCGGCGCAAUGGGGACGCCGGGGUGGACUGCCACGGCGAGGCUCCGGCAGCCACAACGCCCAUCGGACUGUCACACUUGUGGCGCCCUGGGGUUGCAAGCGUCCCCAAGGCGCCAUCACAUAUGAGGUAUGGGCCUGGGCAGGGCCAUACCACCAUCGAUCCGGCCUAGCUGCGUCAUAG
Puccinia triticina is the source of this 207-nucleotide messenger RNA. RefSeq lists its product as uncharacterized. The record is from RefSeq and is a predicted model, not a curated record. The transcript has 2 exons. Lineage: Eukaryota; Fungi; Basidiomycota; Pucciniomycetes; Pucciniales; Pucciniaceae. Bases 1 to 207 code for a protein of 68 amino acids.